Cheilinus undulatus (humphead wrasse) is the source of this 5001-nucleotide messenger RNA. Its product is annotated as E3 SUMO-protein ligase ZBED1-like. The record is from RefSeq and is a predicted model, not a curated record. The transcript has 2 exons. Gene Ontology annotation, molecular function: protein dimerization activity; DNA binding. NCBI's taxonomy places the organism in Eukaryota, Metazoa, Chordata, Actinopteri, Labriformes, Labridae. Bases 175 to 2208 code for a protein of 677 amino acids.
UGUUAUUCCUUUUAGAAAAGAGGCUUUAACAAAGCCAUAUCAACAACCAUAUUAGCAGCACAUUCCUACAUGACGGUCAAAUGAAACGGGUCACUAGUUCAACGACCCCCUAAUCCCAUCUGGGGACAUGUCGCUAGCUAGCUGGCUAAAGUAAAACAUUUGGAUCCAACAGACAUGAAGCGCUCCGGGAGGAGACGGAGCUCUGUGUGGGACUGCUUUGAACAAGUGGGGAGCUUUGUUCGCUGCACGAAAUGUGAGGUUACGCUGAAGUACUGCGGCGGAGCCACCAGCUCCAUGAUAAACCACAUGAGCAGGUACCAUCCAUCCCCAACACCCCCCGACGAAGACGAGAAACCGGUGAUCUGCGGGGGCCAUUGUAUCGACGAGGAGAGUACGGCUAAUUCAGACAUCAUGCAGGUGUCUGUCAUGUCACCCAACGUUAACAUGACAAGCGCCCAGCACGAGCGUGACUAUGGGGAGAGAAAGCGCCUGAAGCGGAGCUCUGUUUGGGACAUUUUUAUUAAAGUGGACGACGAGGUCCACUGCACUUUGUGCGACACGAAGCUGAAAUACAAGAGCAGCACUACCAGUAUGAUGUACCACAUUAAAAACAAGCACCCGGACUCUGUGCCUAACGAUGGUGUGUCAGUAGCAACACAUGCAGAGGUGACUGAGCUGAUCUGCAGAAUGAUAGAGAAGGACCUGCUUCCCAUCAGUGUGGUCAAUGGGGAUGGUUUUAGGGACCUUCUUGCAUACACUGUGCCCAACUAUAAGAUGCCAUCUCCCGGGGAUAUUACCCGUCUUAUUGAGGGCCAUUUCCAGGAGAAGGUAGAGGAGCUUAUAGGGCAGCUGGGGAAGGUGGAGAAAGUUGCUCUCACUGUUGACAUCUGGACAGCUCUUCAGUUCCAGAGGUACACUACAGUUUCCUGCUCAUUCAUAACAGAAGACUGGCAGGGGAGAUCUGCUGUGCUGCAGACACACAAACUAUCAUCAGACAGCCACAAUUCUGCAGACAGCAUCACGGAAAGCCUUCUUAACACUGUGCAUAACUGGGGUCUUGCUGGAAAAGUGACAGCGUGUGUUCACAACAACACAGAGGACAUAUUUUCAGCCCCUGCAUGCCCCCCUGUUACAUGGGACUACGCCACUUGCUUUGCCACUACAUUGCAGCUUGCAGUCAACGAUGGGCUUAGCGAGGAUAUAGUCCGCAUCAUUGCUGCUGCAGGAAAACUAGUCAAGCACUUUAAUCAUAACCUGCUGGCAAGUGAGGCAUUGGUGCAAAAGCAGGUUCAGAUGUGCCUGCCUCAGCACAAGCUCAUCCAAUCACAGAAAGCUAGAUGGGACACAAUUUGCGACAUGUUUGAGCGGUUACUGGAGCAGCGGUGGGCAAUCAAAGCUGUGCUUUCUGAUCGCACAUUUACCAACAGACAGGAAGCCCAGAUUCUUGAGAUUGGGGAUGAUUGUUGGCAAAUAAUUGAGAGUUUCACACCUGUGCUGGCAACACUGAAAUGGGCAACUACAGUGAUAUCUGCAGAAACAGAAGUAUCCAUUUCAAACAUCUAUCCGAUCACAUUCAGUCUCAUUCAGAUCCACCUUGUGCCCAAAGAGCAUGAUGUUGAACAAGUCUCUGAGUUCAAAAUGAAGGUUCAGAAGUCACUUAGAAAUCACAUGGAGGUUGACUCCAACGACCUCGCCUCGAAACCAGCCCUGAUCGCCUCCAUGCUGGACCCCCGCCACAAACAUCUCAGCUUCCUUACACCGACAGGAAGACUGGCUGCAAAGGUUAAACUGCAUGAACUGGUAUCAAAACAAGAUGUGAUCACAAAAGACGAGCAGCAAGAGACCCCGGUAACACCUGGUAUUAGCCAGGUACCUUUGCCCUCACAAACAAGAAGUGACACCAAAAACACCAUGAUGUUGCUCCUGGGAGACAACUACAGCUCUUCCUAUGCUACGGACUCUGAGGCCCAGGUAGAUUACUACCUGAGAGACAUUGCUCCCUCACUGGACAUAAAUCCUCUGGACUGGUGGAGGGUAAAUGGACCAAGAUUCCCAAAACUGGCCACUCUGGCAAGACAUUACCUGUGCAUACCUGGGGUGUCACUGCCAUCUUUGUUGUCUGAGGCUGGACAAACUUAUUCAACAAUACGUACAAGACUUAGUCCAGAGCAUGUUGACAUGAUGAUCUUUGUAAACAGAAACAUUUAAUCUAAAUUACCCUGUAUAAUUAAGGAGUUAUUGUAGGACUGUUAGGCAACUAUUUGUUGCCUUUAAUGUUAUAUACAACCACUUAUUAAUGGGUUUUCCCUGAUUCUACUAUUUAUAGGUUUGAGUUUGAAUAACUAUUUUUUGUUUCAAUGUAUACAACAUUUUUCCAAACUUCUAUUAUAAUUAAGAUAUUUUAUUUGUGGAAAGUGAAAACUAAUUAAGAAAACAAAAAGAUGCAAUGUCUUUCAGCAUACAAACAACGGCCUAAAAAAUACUAUUUUUUAAGUUAGGCGAGGCAAAAGAAACCACUUAUGCUUAUUUAAUAAAGUCAACAUGUCUUAACAUUCAGGGUUCGUUUAAACAGUUUUAAUUAGAUGCACAAUAUCUGCAUAUCGAUAUUGGCAUAUUGGCCAUAUAUGUGAAUGAAUGUGUGUAGUUUAAAUUUUAAAGUGUAAUUUAAGGAAUCAAGUUCAAGGUCAGGACUACAAUUGCAUAUCAGUGCUGAUAUUGGUAUCAGCCAAAAUGCAUUGCAAAAAUUGGCACAUUAAAUCUUGGCAAAAAUUUCCAUAUUGUGCUUCUCUAGAUUUGUUUUUGUAAUGUGAGCUACAAUAGAGGGAUUUUGUGUCAGUAAACAGCAAAAACACGAUCGUAGCUUUCAGCUUAUUCCUACUGAACUUAUGAGCAGAGCUAAUUUAACCUACAUACUCACUGACCAAAGAGCCAACCAAUAGUCAAAUUACUGCAAGAAACUUAAAGUUGUCUUAACUUUUGGUAAGCCCUGUAAAGAAAAAAAAAAAAGCACUUCUUAAAACCAGGGUUUCUACGUGCUUUAACGUGUGCAGAAGCAAACAGAAGAACAAAAUAUGAGCUCAUACAAAAAUACAUUUUUCUGGCCUUCAGUUAAGGUUUAGUUGCAGUCAAAUCUGCGCUGAGGGCCUGACUGCUAUGGAAACUCUAAGCAGCCUAGAUUUUUUAAAUUCACCAGCCGUGGUGGCUGGAAGGCAAAAAUGUUCAUUUCCAUCACUGCCACUAUCAUGGGAAAAGCAGACUUGUUGCAAGAAAAGGAGUUAAAUGAGUUGAAAUGUUAAGAAAACAUUUAAAUAUACCCAUUAUCAUGGUAAAAUAAAUGUAGGAAUGCAUGUCCAUAGGUCUUCAGUAAUUCAUUAACUUUUGGCUCCAGACCCACCAGAACCACAAAUUUAAAGGACAUGGAGAAACAAACCUGCAAAUCAGGUUGUUUCUCCAUUUCUGAGAUCCAUCAGUGUUAUUUCAUUCCAUCAAGCUUUGUGUUAACGAUCAUUGCCAUGUCUGUUUGUCACAAUUCCUUCUUCAGUCAGCUUAUUUUAAAAAUGUAUUUCUUUUAACCUUUAUUUAACCAGGGAAACUUAAUUGAAAUUAAAAAUCUCAAUGAGCUCUGCAUCACAUGACAGUCCACAAAGUUCUCUGCUUCCCUCGGCAUUUUCCCCCUUAAAACAGGAUUUCUGAUUUUAAAAAUUGAAUAUGUUUAAAAUGUACCAUUUUAAAUUGCGGCAGCCCUGGUUGUCUUGUGAGCAAAACAGGGAGGUUAAAAAUCCUUCUUAUCACACCUCACACCACAGGAAAAUCUGUUAAUAUAAUCUUCAGCCGUCAGGUUAUCAUGCCUUUGCUAACUUUGGUUGGAAAGUGGGGAAUUGGGUGCAAAAUUGGCCCAGUAACAUGGUACCCCUCUAUAGGAAGUGUCUGAUAAAUUAUUUCUCUAAAUUGAUGUCCAAAAUCAGGACCACUCCAGAUUUUCCUUAAACCAGCACCUCUAUAUGCCUGGAAGCCAUUCUAUUCUGGUUUCUACUAAAUUAACACUCUUUUUACAUUGGAGGACUGAUUUGGUCAUAUUCUGAUAAGCCAAUAAACAAAGCUGAACUGCUUUUUUUUUUAGCCAACUGCAGUGUAAAAGGCUGGUGGUGAGCAUGUACCCAAAAGCAGUUUCCAUCCAGGCCAUCGUUUUGAUCUGUUUGACGGUGCACUCUCUCCUACUGCGCCCGUUAAUUCAUGAUGAUUAUUUGCUUAUCAUUUGAAAUGCACUGCAUGCUCCAUGUGUUCUUAGUCAGACUCCUUUUCUUAGACAAUCUGCUCUUUUCAGCUUGGCACCUGCUGGAAGUGGCUUUGUUGAAAAUACUCGACAUGCAUCUCCAUGUAGUAGAUUGGUGCUUCUGGCAUGUGUGAAAACUGCAGAUUAUUCUCCAAAUAUUGACUUCUGGAGUCCUGGGUUAAAACAUUUGUAUUCUGUUGUUUAAAUACAAGUAAAAACUUGUUUACAUUUUUUCUGGGUCAGAGAUUUUUCCAAGUGGUCUCUUCAUUAUUUCCCACAGCUGAAGAUUAUCACUCUCAAAUGUAGUCCACAACAUUGAAACACUGACUUAUUUUUCCCAUUUCCCCACGUGACUUGAUGGCUGAGACUCUUGGUUUAGAACAGUCGGCCAGUAGUAAAAAUUAUAUCAGCAACAUCUGAUGUAAAACAUGUAGGCUUCAAAUGCUUGGCAUUUAAGAUUGAACAUCUGGCAUGCCAUUAUGUCUAGUGGAGAGUCAUGUCUACUCCUUUAGAUACACCUGCCUUACCUUAACACAGGUGUUAUGCAAACUAUUAUGUAAACUCUGAAUUGGGAAAUCACUGCUGUUUUGUUUCCAAGAAAGAGUGCUACAUUAUACUAGUGUACUAUCCAAGUAAGUGUGCUCUCACUGGGAAAACUACCCUCUUUAAGUUUACCAGUUUUGCUGUGAUAUAUACUGUGAUGCUGAGUGUGCUAUGCCAACAUUAAA